This is a messenger RNA of Drechmeria coniospora, 2370 nucleotides long. RefSeq names its product vacuolar transporter chaperone 4. The record is from RefSeq and is a predicted model, not a curated record. NCBI's taxonomy places the organism in Eukaryota, Fungi, Ascomycota, Sordariomycetes, Hypocreales, Ophiocordycipitaceae. Gene Ontology annotation, biological process: vacuolar transport; vacuole fusion, non-autophagic; microautophagy. The transcript is spliced from 3 exons. The coding region runs from base 1 to 2370 and encodes 789 amino acids. Gene Ontology annotation, cellular component: vacuolar transporter chaperone complex; fungal-type vacuole membrane.
AUGCUGAUCAUCAAGGACCUUAGGAAGCGCGACGAGACUUGGACUGCCGCAACGGUGUCCAAGUUUCAGGCCCAACCGGGCGUUGUGGUGAUGAAGUUCGGCGAGCAGCUCCGGUCGAGCGUCAUCCGCGAGUAUCAAUGGUACUACAUUGACUACAACGGUCUCAAGGCCGACCUCAAGCAUGCCACCGGACCGACGGGCGAAUGGACCGAGGAGGACGAGACUCGCUUCGUCGGAAAACUUGAGACGGAACUUGAAAAGGUGCACACGAAGCAGCAGGUCAAGGCCAUGGAGAUUUCGCGCCGCAUCGCUGUCAGCGAAAGCGAGGUCAAGGACGUCGUCAACCGCCUCAACGAGCGCGGCCUGGGCGAGGAUGGCCCAAGCGAAGAGGAGUUUAUGCUGCUGGAAGAAGACCUCAGCGACAUCAUCGCCGACGUCCACGACCUCGCCAAGUUCGUCCAGCUCAAUUACACCGGCUUUUACAAAAUCAUCAAGAAGCAUGAUAAAGCCACCGGUUGGCACCUACGACCGGCUUUUGAUACCCGGCUCAAGGCCAAGCCCUUUUAUAAGGAGAACUACGACGCAUCUGUCAUCGGGCUGUCCAAGCUGUACGAUCUGGUCCGAACGCGUGGCAAUCCUGUCAAGGGCGACAGCGCCGCUGGCGGAUCCCAGGCCAACUUCGUGCGCCAGACGACCAAGUACUGGGUCCAUCCGGAUAACGUGACCGAGCUGAAACUCAUCAUUCUCAAGCACUUGCCAGUGCUGGUGUUUAACGCGAGCAAGGAGUUUGAGCAGCAGGACUCGGCCAUCACCUCCAUCUAUUACGACAACCCCGAGAAAUGGGACUUGUACGAGGGUCGAUUGAAGAAGACCGAGGGUGCCGAGGCCAUCCGUCUCCGUUGGUAUGGUGGCAUGCAGACGGAGACCAUUUUUGUCGAGCGAAAAACUCAUCGAGAAGACUGGACGGGCGAAAAGUCGGUGAAAGCUCGGUUCGCUCUCAAGGAGAAGAACGUCAAUGCUUACUUGAAGGGAGAACUACUACCGGCGGCCAUCUUUGAGAAGGCACGAAAGGAGGGCAAGAAGUCCGAAAAGUCCAUUGACGAGAACCAGCGGCUGGCGGCGGAAAUACAGUACUCAAUCCUCAAGAAAGGCUACAAACCCGUCUGCCGCUCAUUCUACAAUCGAACUGCUUUUCAGCUCCCCGCAGAUGCCCGCGUCAGGAUCUCUCUGGAUACGGAGUUGACAAUGGUUCGCGAGGAUAAUUUGGACGGUCGGAUCCGGUCCGGUGACAACUGGCGACGGAUGGAUAUUGGUAUUGACUACCCUUUCUCCCAGUUGGCCCCCGAGGAUAUAGUGCGGUUCCCGUAUGCCGUCUUGGAGGUCAAGCUUCAGACGCAGAUGGGACAAGAGCCGCCGGAGUGGGUUCGCCAGCUGAUCUCCUCGCAUCUGGUCGAGUCGGUCCCCAAGUUCUCGAAGUUUAUUCAUGGCACGGCAUGCCUUUUCCCUGAUCGAAUCAACCUUCUUCCUUUCUGGAUGCCCCAGAUGGACGUGGACAUUCGAAAACUUGUCAUGCAUGACUUCGGCAUUCGCCGACCUGGUCAACCAGGCACGACGACGACGUCCGACGACGAAGAGGACAUGGACUCGGAUGAUGAAGUCAUACGACCUGUCCGCGCUAGUCCAUCGAAUGAGCAGCCGAGGACACACGCACUUCCGACUGAUACCGAAGGCCAGACGGUGGAUCUGCAGGCGACAAACGAGGACUAUCCCAUAUAUGAUUCCGAUGACGAGUACGAUGAAAAUUACGAGCUGGAGGAAGCCAGACGAAUCGGCGGAUGGCAUUUCUUCUCGACUCUCGUCUCAACCAAGGCCCGUGCCUUUGGCGCUGAUGCCGUCAACGCCCUCAAGCACUUGGUGCCUUCCUCUCGCAGUACGGAGGUGCCCCGUAGUGCGCGCCUGCAGAUGCUGUUUGGUUCUGGAGCCAUUCAGGAGAGGAGGUUUAAGGCGCCAAAGGGCAAAAAGAUUUACGUCCCUGUUCGAGUCGAGCCCAAGGUGUACUUUGCAGCAGAGAGGACAUUUCUCGGAUGGCUGGAAUAUUCCAUCUAUAUCGGGACAAUUGCGGUUACACUACUGAACUUUGGCUCCCACCCCACAUCCCUGUCGUUCUGGGCAGCCGGUAUUUUCACACUGCUCGCCAUCGCAAGUCUUUGCUACUCCGUCGGAGUCUAUCUGUUCCGAAGUAGGUCAAUCCGGAACCGCAAAGCUACUCGGUACUACGACAAGUGGGGUCCAAGUGUGCUCUGCGCCGCGCUCUUCGUCGCAGUGGCACUCAACUUUGCGUUGGAGGGCCACGAGAGGAAGAUGUGGUGA